Molecule: messenger RNA, 1491 nt
Organism: Eutrema salsugineum
Lineage: Eukaryota; Viridiplantae; Streptophyta; Magnoliopsida; Brassicales; Brassicaceae
Exons: 4
Coding region: 1-1491 (496 amino acids)
Source: RefSeq, a predicted model, not a curated record
AUGGGCAAAGGUGGAAGAAUUUGGUUUUUGAACGAUGGUUGCACCUUUGGGCAGCUUACUGAAAUGGUGCGAGAUGAUUAUAACUUGGGCAAGAAGACUGAGAUCAUCGAGUUAACCUACGCACUACCAGUCUCAAUGUUGCAAUCUAUGGCUCCAGAUACACCUCCAAUGCAUGUCACCAAUGAUAGACAAGUUUCAAGUUUGAUUUCGUUAAGCAGAGAUGGAGAAGAUGUCGACGAUGCAGCUUACUCUGACGGAGAAGAUUACAGUGUCUACGGUAAAGUGAAAGAUGAAGAUGAUGAUGAAGAUGAAGUCUGUAUUGAAAAGGUCAGAAACCGAUAUGGUGAAACAGGGAGCACGCCCAUGUCAUGGUCUGAUAAUAUAUAUGUUAGGGCAAGUUUCCCUACAAAAGAGAAGCUGUUAUCAGAGAAGUCUACCAAGACCCUGUUUGUGGCUAAAUGUCGAGUGGAAGGAUGUGCAUGGAUGGUUAGAGCAAGCGUGAAGAAUGAUGCAUCCACUUUUUGGGUGACAAAAUAUGUGAAAGACCACACAUGUUCAAUAGCCCAUCGAAUGGCUCACCGUGGGAAGUCUACUCCUAAGUAUAUUGGCAAGCUGUUUAUAAGCCAUUUCGGCAUCAUUGAUGGACUUACACCAGAACAUGUCAGGGUUUCAAUGAAGCAUAUGUUUGGCAUCAAGAUGGAUUACACUACCUCUUACAGAUCUUUGAUAUAUGCCCAACAAUUGGUCAGGGGAACAGCUGAAGAUGGAUAUGCGAGUCUCCCAGCUUACCUACAUUCAGUGAACAAAGCCAAUCCGGGAACUGUAUCAGCUCUUCAUGUAGAUUCGAAUAACAAAUUCAAAUAUCUAUUUCUCGCAUUUGGAGCAUCGAUUGCUGGUUUUCAGUACAUGAGAAGAGUUAUUGUGGUUGAUGGAUGUCAUCUAACAGGGAAAUACGAGGAUGGUUAUCCUUUGGUGAUAGUUUCUGACAGACAUAUUUCUAUUAAGAAAGCUUGUGAAACUAUUUUCCCAUGGGCAAAACGAGGGAUCUGCUACUACCAUCUACAACAUAACAUAGUAACAAAGUUUAGGGGGAAGCAGUUGCUGUACUUGGUUAAACGUGUGGCUUAUGCUUACAACCUCUAUGACUACAACCGGUACAUGGCGGAGCUGAGACAGAUCAAGCCUGACCUUGCUGACUAUUUGGAAGAAGCCGAUGUCUCUCUUUGGUCCCGAGUUCAUUUUGUUGGAGACAGAUACAAUAUUAAGACUAGCAAUGUUGCAGAGUUUAUAAAUGCUGCACUUAAGAAGGCCCGUGGCUAUCCCAUUUCAUUCCUCUUGGAUUUCAUACGAGAGAAGCUCGGUCGGUGGUUUUUAAAAAGCAGAGAGGAUGCUUUGAGUCUCACAACACAUAAUACUCGGGGAGUGGAGUAUUUGCUGGCGAUUCGUGGACAUUAUGCAGAUGCAAUGGAGGUGGACCGAAUUGACACUUAG